Molecule: messenger RNA, 456 nt
Organism: Lactuca saligna
Lineage: Eukaryota; Viridiplantae; Streptophyta; Magnoliopsida; Asterales; Asteraceae
Source: the annotation of a GenBank genome assembly
AUGAUGAAAGCCUCCCGAAUUAUGUUCUUGAUCAUCCUGGCUAUGGCGGUGAUUCCGUCUACGAUCAAAGCAAUGAAUCCAAGAAAGCUUGAUGAAACCACCAACCCUGUAGGAACACCGGAUGACCAGAUAAAGUGUGGAAGUUGUCCCUGUGGAACGACUUGCUACGCCAGUCCUCCACCUCCAUCACCAUCGCCGCCGCCUCCAUCUCCACCACCACCGCCGAAGAAGAAGCCGCCUCCAUCUUCCGGUGCGAACUGCCCACCACCUCCGUAUAGUGGAGGUGGAGGUGGAGGUGGAGGUGGGCUAGCCCCGCCCAAUUACAUUUACAUAACUGGUCCACCAGGUGACCUGUAUCCCGUUGUGCAAUCUAUCUCGGGUGGUGAUCGGAGCUUCACGGUGGUGCUGCCGCGUCUGGUGAUGUGUGGAUUAGUGGGUAUGGUAGCUUUAUUGUGA